AUGUCCAGCAAGCGGCUCCCGCUGGCCAACAAUUCAAAUGCCGUCAACUCUCCCUUCCGUACCGUCAACCCCAUCUCUGGCAAGCGCUCUAGAGCCCAAGACCCGCGUGACGCCGGCCAGCCUCCUCUUAAAAAACAAGUCCUCGAUCUCGACCACGAUGAGAACCAACAACCGCGUUCCUUGAUCCGUCAAUCCCUGGCUCAGCAAGAGAAGGAUGCACAAUUGUUCUUGAAGAAGCCUGGCAAUGCCCCUCCGACUGCCUUUGAGAGGAAACUUGCUGCUGCCAGGAAGCCUCCAUCUGCGCAGAAGCCCGUCCAGAGGACUGCAGACAGUCUCGAGAGCAUUCGUCAAUGGCAACGGCACUAUAGAAAGGCUUUCCCUCAGUUCGUCUUCUACUUCGAAAGUGUGUCUGAUGACGUUCGAACAAAGGUCUCGAGACAGAUUCAAUAUCUUGGCGCCAAAGAGGAAAAGUUCUUCUCGCGCUCUGUCACUCAUGUGGUCACGACCCGUCCUAUUCCUCCAGAACUUGCCUCGACAAGUUUCGAGGAUGGUCAUAGCACCUCUAAGAAUGACUCUCACCAUACUUCAUUGAAGACCAUCGACCCUUCUCUCCUUGAUCGUCCUCAAGACUCUACUCUGACCGGCGCCCAGAAGAAGACUGCUGAUCUCCUCGAGGCCAGUUUGCAAGGUCGUACUCAAGCCUCCGCUGCCCAAAGUCUCCAGACUGUCGAGCCACGCAAGCUCGGCGUUCAAAGCAAUGAUGUCUUGUCCAAGGCUAGAGAGCUUGGUAUCAAGAUCUGGGCUUUGGAGAAGUUGCAGCGCAUGAUGACAACCAUGUUCGAUACUGAUACCGGUGAGCAACCUAAUCAGAGAAGACACAUCGUCUCAACUUUGUGUAGAGGAGAGAAGGCAGACUUGCAAACACUGCUGCGAAAUGAAAAGGUCAUCGGACCUGCCGACCGUGAUCUGGCUGUCGCUGCUCAGGACUCGGUUCAGUUCAGAGGAAACUACAUCUAUGUUCACGAUAUGGACGAACGCACUCGUCCUGUCAUGGUUCGCGACUAUCCGAAGGUCACCCAUAAGGAGGAGGGUAAGUGGCCGCAGUUCCGUCUGACCCCCAUAGGAAGAUGUCCGUUCGUCGAAGACCCAUCGCACACCAAGAAGCUGCGUCUGGCUGAAGAGCAGAAGGCUGCAGAUGCAGAGAAGGAACGCAAAUUGGCCGCCGGUAUCCCCGUCACUCGCAGUCGAGCUGCUGCUGGAACAGGACCAUCCCAGUCCACGACGUCUCAGCCGAAGGAGCCUGUAGAGCGUCAGGACAAGCCCGAAGUUGUCGAUGACCAUGUGAAGCCUCUGGAUCCUCCGAAGAAUAUUCCCAACAAGAGGCAAAACUCUAUGGAUACUGGCAGCAUGCCCGCACUGUUCGGCAGCACUCAGGCCAACAUGAGAGGAGCACCUCGAUUCAUUGGGGGAGAACCUGUCGCGUCAGGAGUUCAACCUUCGAACAUCACAUCCGCUAUUCGUUCGCAAAUCGUUUCAUCUACCAUCUCCUCGACGGCACCUGGAACCCGUAACAUUGGCGCAAGCAAAGAGAUCACCGCCCUGAAGCGCAGAGCAUUGGAGAGAGGAGCAAGCGUCAACUCCAACGAUCCACUGCAAUCAUCCUACCUUACCGACAUGCGCGCAGCGAUCAACGGUGAUCGUCAACAAGCGCCUAGAGCAGCCAAGCGCAAGGCACAAGAGACUUUGGGACACAUUCGUGAAGAGGGCGAAGAGGACACAAGCCGAUCCCGUCGUACACAACAGGUCCGCAAGAAGGUGGUCGUAGAGCGUGAGAUGAAGGCUGGAUAUUGUGAAAACUGCAGAGACAAGUUCGACGACUUUGACGCUCACUGCCAAUCACGCAAGCACCGCAAGUUUGCAAUGGCUCCAGAGAACUGGUCCCAACUGGAUGAUCUGCUGAAUCAGCUCGAACGUCCGCUCAAGAAAGUCUAA
This is a messenger RNA of Aureobasidium pullulans EXF-150, 1992 nucleotides long. RefSeq lists its product as uncharacterized. The record is from RefSeq and is a predicted model, not a curated record. The coding region runs from base 1 to 1992 and encodes 663 amino acids. The transcript has 3 exons. Gene Ontology annotation, molecular function: zinc ion binding; nucleic acid binding; protein serine/threonine kinase activator activity. Gene Ontology annotation, biological process: positive regulation of nuclear cell cycle DNA replication; regulation of cell cycle phase transition. Lineage: Eukaryota; Fungi; Ascomycota; Dothideomycetes; Dothideales; Saccotheciaceae. Gene Ontology annotation, cellular component: nucleus; Dbf4-dependent protein kinase complex.